Calliphora vicina (urban bluebottle blowfly) is the source of this 1902-nucleotide messenger RNA. RefSeq names its product cationic amino acid transporter 2-like. Gene Ontology annotation, molecular function: L-ornithine transmembrane transporter activity; L-lysine transmembrane transporter activity; L-arginine transmembrane transporter activity. Bases 36 to 1820 code for a protein of 594 amino acids. Gene Ontology annotation, cellular component: plasma membrane. The transcript has 3 exons. The record is from RefSeq and is a predicted model, not a curated record. NCBI's taxonomy places the organism in Eukaryota, Metazoa, Arthropoda, Insecta, Diptera, Calliphoridae. Gene Ontology annotation, biological process: L-ornithine transmembrane transport; L-arginine import across plasma membrane.
AUUAAUCAAAUUAAACAUAAACGUUUCAAAUAAAAAUGGUAAAUUUUUGGAAUGCUUUGACACGCCGUAAAACCGAUGAUGUUGUUGAGGCUGAAUCAAAAUUAGCCAGAGUAUUGAAUGUAUUCGAUUUAACAGCUCUGGGUGUAGGCAGUACCUUAGGUCUGGGUGUUUAUGUGUUGGCGGGUUCAGUGGCCUUUAAUAUUGCCGGUCCAGCAGUGACGCUUUCAUUUCUGAUAGCAGCCGUAGCCUCAGCCUUUGCUGGUAUAUGUUAUGCAGAAUUUGCCGCAAGAGUACCAAAAGCAGGCAGUGCUUAUGUUUACAGUUAUGUGACCAUAGGAGAGUUUGUGGCCUUUACCAUAGGUUGGAAUAUGAUAUUGGAAUAUGUGAUAGGUACCGCCUCGGUGGCUAGAGGUUUUAGUGGUUAUUUCGAUUCUUUGAUUGAUAAAAAUAUGUCUAAAACCUUAACGGAAGCCGUGCCCAUCAAUGUUGAUUUCUUGGGAGAUUAUCCAGAUUUCUUGGCUUUUGGCCUUAUAUUGAUAUUAACUGGUUUAUUGGCGUUUGGUGUCAAGGAAUCAAGUUUUCUAAAUAAUAUAUUCACCACUGUGAAUAUGCUGACGAUUUUAAUUGUCAUUAUAGCAGGUAGUAUUUAUGCUGACAGCUCCAACUGGUCCAUACCCGCAGAAAAAGUACCCCCAGGUUUUGGAACUGGUGGUUUUAUGCCUUUUGGUGUGGCUGGUGUUAUGGCGGGAGCAGCCAAGUGCUUUUUUGGUUUUGUGGGCUUUGAUGGCAUUGCCACAACUGGCGAAGAAGCUAUUAAUCCCAAGCGAAACAUCCCCUUGGCUAUUGUGAUAUCCUUGGUUAUUGUUUUCUUGGCGUAUUUUGGUGUUUCUACGGUAUUGACCUUGAUGGUGCCCUACUUCGAGCAAGAUCGUAAUGCUCCCUUCCCAGCUGCCUUCGAUGCUGUUGGUUUAAUCUCCGUUAAGUGGAUUGUUACUGGUGGCGCCAUUUUUGCCCUAUGCACCUGUUUGUUGGGAGCCAUGUUCCCCUUGCCUCGCGUUUUAUAUGCCAUGGGUAGUGAUGGCAUUCUAUUCAAGAAAUUGUCCAAUGUCAAUGACUACACCAAAACUCCUCUGAUUGCAACCAUCUUAUCAGGCUUGUUUGCUGCCACCAUGGCCUUAAUAUUCGAUUUGGAUCAGUUGAUCGAUAUGAUGUCUAUUGGUACUCUCAUGGCCUAUAGUAUUGUGGCCAUUUGUGUAUUGGUUUUACGUUACGAAGAUGAGGGCAUGCAGAAACAAGUUACACUCAGUUGUCCCACUGUUGUCAAACAAUUUUUCAAUGGCAAUUCUUAUCGUCAACCGAAUAUCUUGAGUUCGGCCAUUACAAAAUUUGGCAUUGUGCUGUUUGGCUUCAUUUGUAUAUUAUGGUGUAUUUUCGAUAAAAUCUAUACAUUUGGCUCCACCGACAGCAUAGUUGCUUUAAGCGUUUUAGGUGUUGUACUAAUAGCCAUUAUAGUGAUAAUUAGCUACCAGCCUGUAUCCACAGUAGAGUUGGCUUUUAAGGUACCGCUGGUACCUUUGAUACCCUGUUUAAGUGUUUUUGCCAAUCUUUAUCUAAUGUUCCAAUUGGAUAUAAAUACUUGGAUUAGAUUUCUUAUAUGGCUGGCCAUUGGUUAUGUGAUCUAUUUUAUUUAUGGCAUUAGCCACUCUACACAGAUUACUAGAAACAGAAAUCAUGCCGAGGAGGCCAGGAAAUUACAAUUUACUAAUAUGGCCUAUGAACCAGACUGGAAAGUGGAGAAUGGUAAAUGUGAAAAGUUAUGAGAAAUAUUUGACAAAAUAUUGUUACAAAAUGAGCAAUGUCUAGGAAGGGGUAACAACUAUUUGCUACUUAAAAAGUAAAUAG